AUGCGUGGUGGUGGAAUUACUAGGCUUAAGGAGCAUCUCACACAGGUCAAGGGGAAUGUUUCGUCAUGUUUGAAAGCAACAGUUGAAGUUAUAAAUGAAAUUAAACUUACUGACAAUACAAAGAAGUUAAAGAAAGCUCAUAGGGAGAACAUUGAUGCUAUGUAUCGGCGUACACAUCUGAUGAGAAUUCUGAUGCUGAUACUGAUAAUGAGGUACAAGAAGUUGAAAAGGAUUCCAACGUGGGAAGUCACAGACCACCAAAAAACUCAGCAAGCCACUCUUGACAGAAACAGUUCAGCGAAAGAGAAGUUAAAGAAAGAUGCAUGGAAAAGCAUUUCAGCUUGGAUGACUGAGAAUUCUAUAUCUUUUAAUACUGUUCGUUGUCCAACUUUCCAAGAAAUGAUCUAUGCACUUGGUGAAUAUGGGAAAGCUAUGCCCGCGCCAUCUUACCAUCAGAUUCGUUCAAAUCUUUUCAAGGAACAGUUAGAAGAAACGAAGAAUUUUGUUGAUACAUUUAGGGUACAUUGGAAGAGGUAUGGAUGUUCUAUUAUGUCUGAUGGCUGGACAGGUGGGAAAAAGCGUCAUCUUAUUAACUUUUUGGUGAAUUGUCCGAAAGGGUCAGUUUUCUUGAAGUCCGUAGAUGCGUCAAACAGAACCAAUGAUGCUGAUUUCAUACGUGAGCUUUUAAAGGAGGUAAUUUAUGAUGUUGGGAAAGAAAAUGUAGUUCAGUUCAUUACCGAUAAUGGUUCAAACUUUAAAAAGGCUGGGAAGGAUUUAAUGCUUGAAUACCCAAAUCUAUUUUGGACUCCUUGUGUCAAGUUGAUGCUAUAA
Papaver somniferum (opium poppy) is the source of this 831-nucleotide messenger RNA. RefSeq lists its product as uncharacterized. Bases 1 to 831 code for a protein of 276 amino acids. The transcript has 3 exons. Lineage: Eukaryota; Viridiplantae; Streptophyta; Magnoliopsida; Ranunculales; Papaveraceae. The record is from RefSeq and is a predicted model, not a curated record.